AUGUUGUUAAAAAUCCAGAGAGCAUUCGAAUGUGAAGAAGCUAAGAAACGGAAAGCGCUUAAAAUUAAAUGGGCUCGGCUGACACAAAACAGGAUACAGAAGAAAAGUUCCUUGCCUACACUAGCAAACUGCGUGGUUAAUAAAUCAUCGAUUGAAUUCACCCCAAGAGAACUGACAGUUUUGAACAAUCGACUAGUGUACGCGUUAUCAGCCACAACUCGAUUAGACGAAAUCAUCGUCAACAUCGAAGCAGGAAUAAAAUGGCUUAGCAGCGAGGCAAAAGAAGAGAUUCGAAGUAGGAUAUCAAAAAAAAAUCGAGCCAUCAAAGAAGCCAGUACGAUCUUCAAAGAUAUAACUAAACUAAGAAUGCCAAAUCCAUCAUUACCACGCAUUAGAUGCCAGCCCAAGAUACAUAAGGAAGGACACGAAAUGCGUAAGAUAAUCGCCGAUUCCAAUUCACCAACUUUCAACAUCGCAAGAUGGUUAAUCCAAGAAUUUUCAGCCCUGGGAAACACAUUUAACAAACACGCAAUAAGGAACACGAGUGAACUCACCAGCAAGCUACAGGAAGCAGGGCACAUAAACACAAACGAAGCGAUGGUAUCAUUCGAUGUUAAAGCUCUGUUCCCAAACACACCGAUUAAACCAGCUAUUCACCAACUAGAAGUUUGGCUGAAUAAAUUGAACAACACAAUAGAUUGGAGGGCCAAAGUGAGAUCAUACACAAAAUUGGCGUCGCUAUGGAUGGGUGAAAAUUAUUUUACAUUUCGUGGGAAAUUCUAUAAAACCACAGCAGGAGUCUCCGUGGGCAACCCAAUGUCACCACUGGUGACGGAAAUGUUUAUGGCAUAUGUAGAGUCAAUCAUUGAAGAAAAGGGGAUAAUGCCGAGGAUUUGGUUCAGAUAUGUCGAUGAUAUAUUUGCCAUAGUGGAAAAGGACAAGAUCGACAGCACUUUAACAGAAAUCAAUAGGAUACAACGGAAGAUCCAAUUCACAAUCGAAAAGCAAGAACAUGGAUCUCUACCAUUUUUGGACCUACGAAUAACAAACAACAGCGGAAAACUCGAAUUCGAGAUAUACAGAAAACCAACGGCAACCCAAAGAACGAUACCAGCAACUUCGGCUCAUUCAAUGGUACACCGGCUCUGCACAUACCCCUUAAACAAGGAUGGCUUCCAUAAAGAAAGAAUGUUCAUAGUUGAUACAGCAAUCAAGAAUGGUUACACGGCCGAAAUAAUCGAAAAAUUGAUUAAGAGAAAGCAAAACCAGAUAGAGGCACUCUAG
Molecule: messenger RNA, 1284 nt
Organism: Hermetia illucens (black soldier fly)
Lineage: Eukaryota; Metazoa; Arthropoda; Insecta; Diptera; Stratiomyidae
Exons: 2
Coding region: 1-1284 (427 amino acids)
Source: RefSeq, a predicted model, not a curated record